CUGUUGCUUACAUCAAAUACAAACAAUGCCAGUGAUGCGACGUGUAGAAACAAGAGUGAUUGUGAAAGAACGAGCAUUUAAUGUUUUAUGUAAAUAGUUUCUAGAUAUGGUGAUAACGAUUCGAAAUGCAAUGUAUCUUGUUCUGUUGCUCGUGAUAAAUGUGUUGUAAUCAACAAUUAACUCCGAAAAUUUGUGUGUGAUAUAUUAAGAAAGAAACUCCAAGAAUGUCUGUCAGUGGUUCGGAGCUUAAAAGUGCAUUGAGGAAAACAGAAUUUCCUUUUUGCGCAAGAGAAGCUCUUUCUCGGGUUGAACAGUUAACACAGAAUACCGGUCGCCCGCCAAGUAUCAAACACUUAGAUCUAGCAAUGGAUUUGAUGGCUGAAUUCAUCUUCUGCGAAGUAGAAAGACGUGGAGGGAAAAGAAAGAAGCUGACCUGUAUCCAAGAACUACAGCUGUUGGAAGUAUUGUGUGAUUAUUUCUCAUUUCGAGGAGUCAACAAUGAUUCAACAUGUAACACUGUUUUCAUGUCCUUAUUCCCUCCGACAAAUAUGGAGAGAUGUCGAUUUCUGGCCAAACUUGUGUCUAUGGCAAUUUCAACAAAAAAUACUCCUGUACUAAGUGCAACAGGCAUAUGGAUGCAGCAACUUGGAUGCACUUCUAAAGUCAGUAUGGAGCUCGUGCGGGGACUGGUGAAAGAUUAUUUUGUGCUGGUCCCAAAAGCAGUAAGUGUGCUACAAGAUUUGCCCCAGCUGGCGCCACACUUUACAGCCAAUUUUCUGACAGCUGUAGCAGAUAUGUAUGGCUCCGAAGAUAAGAAGAAUGUUACAAAUCCUCCACCAAAUGCUCUUUUGGAAAUUAUUACGCGGUGGAUUGCUGAAAAUCCUACUCUGUGUGCAGCUGCUUUAAAUGCGGCACCAAUGGUUGUUACUUCAGUUGGGGCUCAUUCAACACCUGUAACACCGUUUGCUGGUCUUUUCAAGUGGUGUAUUUUGGCUCCAGUCCUAGGGUGGGAGGAAGACAGUACUCAUCAAUAUUGGCGGCUACAGUUGGCCCUCCUGGAAAGUACAUUGGAGCAGCCUUGUGAGGGUGCAGUGUCAGCAAGACAUUUGGGCCAAAUGCUGAUAACACCACUGCUUUCUGCUUCAUGCCACAGUAGGAACAGGAAAUGUCAACAACUAGCUCUUGAUAGGUUAGCGCAGGCAAUCCAGGUCCUAAUGGCACAAAAUGCAAUUGUGGGAAACACACAAGAACUUCUCUCACAACUUGAAUUAUUGCCAGAAAAUAGGCUCCUUAGUCUUGUCAUCAAGAAACAUAAAGUGAUAACAAUAGUGUAAACACAGCUAAGAUGAACAAACUGAGCAUUUGAUCAACUGGCGUGUCAUAACAGCGAAAUAGUGUGCAAAAAUAAUAGCAAGUGGCUGUACAGGAAUCGUUAGAAUACAGUUCAUUGCCAUUGUGGAAGUCUUACCAAAGUUCCUCUCUUGCAUUAUAUUUUCCAUAUUUUGCUGUUUUACUGAAGUAACUGCAGAGUCUUAUAUCGUGUUGUCAUUGUCAAUUUUGUUUUGAGUCAUAAGCUCAAAAUUUGUAUCUCAUUAUUUUGUUAUGUAAAAUAUACAUUUACUAAAUUGUUAUAA
Messenger RNA from Schistocerca serialis cubense, 1634 nucleotides. Its product is annotated as integrator complex subunit 15. Lineage: Eukaryota; Metazoa; Arthropoda; Insecta; Orthoptera; Acrididae. The coding region runs from base 225 to 1334 and encodes 369 amino acids. The record is from RefSeq and is a predicted model, not a curated record. The transcript has 7 exons.